Moneuplotes crassus is the source of this 869-nucleotide messenger RNA. The record is from the annotation of a GenBank genome assembly. Lineage: Eukaryota; Ciliophora; Spirotrichea; Euplotida; Euplotidae.
UUUCAAAUGAACCAAUUUUGCAUCCCUUACUGUCUUUGCGAUUUUAUGCAAAGCAUCAAUAUGAAGUCCCAAUCCAAUGAGAUUUGUGAGCCAAAGAAAGCUAGGAUCACCAGCCAAUGCAGCAGCACUGACCUAAAGAACGAAGCUUCAGAAACAACUAUUAUUGAAGUAGAGGAAUCUGAAAUUCACCAGAAGAUUUUUGCCAAUAAGAAGACUUCUGCGUUCUGCACUAAGACAUCUCAUAACCAGAGUUGUCUAAACGGCCUCCCUUGCAUGUUCAUGUUGAAGAAAAUGCAAGAGGAAGCUAAGGAGGAGCCUUCUCAGCCUGAGAAGAAGGAUGACAAAAGACUCAGUUCCUACAGUCUUAGGAAAGAUGUCAUUUAUAAAGUAAUUUUCAGAACCAUCAGGAAGUUCUUCAUUAAUGACUUCAAAAAGUUCAGCGACAAUAAACAACCUAACUCGGAGCCUUCAAGAGAUCUCAUCUCUAAGAUUAGAAGCUAUGUUUCAGCCAAGUUCGACUGCUCCCAAGAUCACCAACAGCUAGAGGUCUUAGUAUUGAGUAUCAUCGAUACUAAACAGCGCUACUGAACUAUUAGUGCUGAACAUCAGACAAAAUAUAAAGAAAUCACCAGCCUCCUCUAUUCCUACAAUAAGAAAAAGCUAGCCAGGCUCUUGGCCUCUUCUUUGUUCUCCAAGCUAGUGAUGUACUUCCUCUCCCAACCCAACAUCCUAGAUAUGAUCAUGAAGCAGAGGAAGGAGCCCAGACUUGUGCAACAAUAUGAGAAGAUGCUUGUCGAACUCAAAAAUAAGUGUUCGCAAGUAAUGCUUCUCUAACUAAUUUAUCGCUAAUACAUUAUCUAUAAUCUUUC